Molecule: messenger RNA, 2082 nt
Organism: Aspergillus pseudoviridinutans
Lineage: Eukaryota; Fungi; Ascomycota; Eurotiomycetes; Eurotiales; Aspergillaceae
Exons: 1
Coding region: 1-2082 (693 amino acids)
Source: RefSeq, a predicted model, not a curated record
AUGGAAGCAGGAACACCUAGCAAGGAAGAGCUAUUGGCUCUUCUAAAGCAAGAACGAGCUCUUCUAGAGCAAGAAAGGCAACGAAAUAGGAAGACGACCUUCGCAGAGUACCUUCAGGCCUGUCAUCGCUUUAUUACAAGACCCCUGACUAUCCAGACUGACAGAUCCCUGACAACCAAAGGUUCAAUCACUAGCCCAAAUGGCCGUAUCUGUCCGACCUUUCUUCAACCCUGGGACUUUCGUUCCCUUCAACAGCCUAUUUUCGACGAAGUAUACCGGUUCUUUCACCCUUCCUCCGACUCGUCCAUGCGGGUAUUCCCACCUCUUAUUGUUAUCGAAGAUCGAGGACAACAGGCGUGCUCUCGCCCUCUGGCCAGCGAAGCUGAUCUAGUCCGACACAAGGAGGCCGAAGUUGAGAAUCCCGUGAAAGAAAUAAUCGACCAACUGGCUCAAAUACCUGCAGCACGAGAUAGAUUUGCACUUGGCGAUGGGAUAGUCUUUGAGAACCACAUCAACACAAUCACGGAGGAGCCAGGCCAGCGUCUAUCAGAUUCUGCCCGCGGUGUCCGAGCCGAUCAAAACUGCGUUUACGCGCGAGACGGCAGUCGCGAGUUGCUUUAUGUUAUUGAAUAUAAAGCGGCCCAUAAGCUCCCAGACGCUUUUCUUCGAGCUGGUCUGAGACCUAUGAACAUGCUGGACGAAGUUGUACGACGUGUUACUAUACCCGUGGACCCGGAGGAAAAGCUCCAAUACGAUGCUGAAUUAUUGUCAUGCGCCGCCCUGGCCCAGCCGUUUGAAUACAUGAUUCUGAGUGGCACCGCUCUGAGCGUUUUGGAUAAUGGGAGAAGCCAGGUGAUGCUUUGGAUUCGUGAAGAAGAUCCAGAAACAUUAAAUUACUGCCUGCUUAAUCCUAGCCAGGAUGUGGAACCUGAAACUGAUGAUGGCCUUGGUUUUCGAUACCCUUUUACUGCUACUGGUAACCGACUCGCUUUGACACUUCUGGCUCGUCAAUUUCCUCAACGCAGCCAGAUUUGGCGUAACAACGCCAUGAAUCAACUGCAUAGAUGGAAUGUUGAUUUUGAGGACGUACUUCGAUUAAUCCCAGAGUCGGAAAGAAAGCAGACUCCGCCAGGCUCAAUAUAUCGAGCGCCCCGCUACCCUAUCAACCCUCGAUCACCUUAUCUCCUACGAGCACGACAACUGCCCACUGGUUGCAAUGAGAAUAAUCUGUCUGGCAAUAGUACAGACCCUCCGGACUCAUCGGACGAGUCACAUGACAAGCCGUCACAUCUUCCUUCUUCGCCAAUCGAAGGUUUCGAACGGAGGAAACGACAACGUACAUCGCACUCAAAACCUCCAGGAAGUUCCCCCAAUGAAACCAGACGCCCAAACAGCGAGUACUGCACACAGAAAUGUCUUCGUGGCCUGGUUUGCGGGUUAAGGCUUGACCUCAAAUGUCCAAAUGCACACUUGCACCGAACGCGGUCAAAUGAUGGGCAGCAUCCUAUAUCACACCUGAAGUUUGUUAAGCUUAUCAGCAAGCAGCUAAACGACGACCCAGACAACCGCUGUAUGCCUCUGUGGAAAGGAGGCCUUCAUGGAUCUCUCUUCGCUAUCACGCUUGAAGUGUAUGGCUAUACAUUUGUUGGCAAAGGCACAACAUACAGUUCUCUCUUUGAGGGUGACGUAUAUCGAAAGUUAAGGCGCUUACAGGGAUCUGCUGUUCCGGUUUACCUUGGCGAUAUCAACUUGCGACGGAAUGUUUAUUGCCUUGGCCCUGAGCGCAUCAUAGUCCACAUGUCGUUAAUGGCAUACGGCGGAGUUAGCUUGGAGACUUCGGGCCGUCGUGACCUCAAUAAGCACAUUGCUCUCACAAAAGCAGAGAUCCAAGAGGCCGGUGUCGAACAUCUAGACCAACGACCGGCGAACAUGUUGUGGAAUACGGAGGCCCAGCGCGUUAUGUUUAUUGAUUUCGGUCGUGCAGCUAUCAACGAAAAACGGAAAGUGUCGCCACCAGCUAUAUUCCUACCUAGACCGAAGAGGUUAAGGCAGCGUCAUACAGGCCAGCAUGUUACCGUUUGA